This is a messenger RNA of Talpa occidentalis (Iberian mole), 4689 nucleotides long. RefSeq names its product adaptor related protein complex 3 subunit mu 1 (gene AP3M1). Gene Ontology annotation, biological process: endocytosis; intracellular protein transport. The record is from RefSeq and is a predicted model, not a curated record. Gene Ontology annotation, cellular component: cytoplasmic vesicle; clathrin adaptor complex. The transcript is spliced from 10 exons. Bases 258 to 1550 code for a protein of 430 amino acids. NCBI's taxonomy places the organism in Eukaryota, Metazoa, Chordata, Mammalia, Eulipotyphla, Talpidae.
CUUAAGAGACGUCUUUCUUCUCGUUCGACGUCUUCCCGCUUAGUCAUUCCAAUACUAUCUGCCUAGUCGGUUUCUUUGAAGCUGUUAGUCAGGCAAUAUCCUGGGCACCCCAAUUGCGGGGUCCUCGCGGCCUUCUCAGCUGCCUCAUCUUCGGUCCGGAGAGGACCCGGCGCCGAAUCACUGACGGGCCCAGGUGUCGGGACAAUGAUGUUUGAAGGUUCCGGUUUCUCCACAUUCUUGUCAACACUUUUUAUAUCAUGUGCCUUUUGAUUAUAUCAAUAGCUAGCCUAAAAAUGAUCCACAGCCUAUUUCUCAUUAACUGUUCCGGUGACAUAUUUCUAGAGAAGCACUGGAAAAGCGUUGUGAGCCAGUCUGUCUGUGAUUAUUUCUUUGAAGCUCAAGAGAAGGCUGCUGAUGUUGAAAAUGUACCACCUGUCAUUUCAACACCUCACCACUACCUCAUCAGUAUCUACCGGGAUAAGCUCUUCUUUGUGUCUGUCAUACAGACUGAAGUGCCACCUCUCUUUGUAAUUGAGUUCCUACAUCGAGUUGCUGAUACCUUUCAGGACUACUUUGGUGAGUGUUCAGAGGCUGCAAUUAAGGAUAAUGUGGUCAUAGUUUAUGAGCUCUUGGAAGAAAUGUUAGACAAUGGAUUUCCACUGGCUACUGAAUCUAACAUUUUGAAAGAACUGAUUAAACCACCAACAAUUCUACGUUCUGUUGUCAACUCUAUUACAGGCAGUAGUAAUGUUGGGGACACACUCCCUACUGGGCAGCUCUCCAAUAUCCCAUGGCGCCGAGCAGGGGUAAAGUAUACAAACAAUGAAGCCUAUUUUGAUGUCGUUGAAGAAAUAGAUGCAAUUAUAGAUAAAUCAGGAUCUACAGUCUUUGCAGAAAUUCAGGGGGUUAUUGAUGCUUGCAUUAAGUUAUCUGGAAUGCCUGACCUUUCCCUUUCUUUUAUGAACCCAAGGCUUCUAGAUGAUGUCAGUUUCCACCCCUGUAUCCGGUUCAAGCGUUGGGAAUCUGAAAGAGUUUUGUCAUUUAUUCCUCCAGAUGGAAAUUUCCGACUCAUAUCAUACCGUGUCAGCUCACAAAAUCUAGUGGCAAUACCAGUGUAUGUGAAACACAGCAUCAGCUUUAAGGAAAAUAGUUCUUGUGGCAGAUUUGAUAUUACAAUUGGACCAAAGCAGAAUAUGGGAAAAACUGUUGAAGGAAUCACAGUGACAGUUCAUAUGCCAAAAGUUGUGCUGAACAUGAACCUGACAUCAACACAAGGCAGCUAUACGUUUGAUCCAGUUACCAAGGUCUUGACAUGGGAUGUGGGGAAAAUUACUCCACAAAAGCUUCCAAGUCUUAAAGGACUGGUAAAUUUACAAGCUGGAGCACCCAAGCCAGAAGAGAAUCCAAGCCUCAACAUACAGUUCAAGAUUCAGCAGCUUGCUAUUUCAGGCUUAAAAGUAAACCGCUUGGACAUGUAUGGGGAGAAAUAUAAGCCAUUUAAAGGAGUCAAGUAUGUCACAAAAGCUGGAAAGUUCCAAGUGAGGACAUGAGAAGAGGCCAAAAUUCUUCAAGAUCUGUUUGUUUUCCAACUGUCAUUACAGUUUAUUACUAUUAGGUACCAAGUGGGUGGGAAUACAUAUUCUAGUUAAAGCAUUUUUGUCAAGCCACACACCGCUAACAAAGUUGCUUAGUAAUCAAUGUAGGAUCCUAAAGGAGCUUUUAAGCUAAGGAAAAUUUUGAAUAACUUAGCUUAUUUUAUAUCUUUUCAACUUAGGACGAUUUUAGAGGUGAUUUCCUCCAUAAGGGGGCACCAGCUGGAGGCUGCACAUUUUAACAGUAAAGGCAGAAGUCUACAGUGAUAACCUGUCUCCUAAAAGAAGUAAACUGGUCUCAGCCAGCAGGAGCUGUCUUAAUCUGUAGUGUGAUGUAUCAGGUGCACCCAAGUGUCACACCUGAUCUUAGCCAUCCCUAAUGGCAUAUGUCCCAACAGAGGAAAUUCCCCCACCCCAAGAAGUUUACAGAAAACUGCCUCUUCAAGUGUUUGCCUUAUUCAGCUUUUCACUUGUGCCAUUAAGCAAGCACUGUAGCAGAAGCCACUUCCACAUGGCCCUGGCAGGGAGCACUGCUGCUCUAUGCUCCAUUCUCACUGUACUUGGUAUUUGGUAUUGUAUUUUUUAUAAAUAAGAUUUUUAUGUAAAGCUCAGAUUUUGAUUUACAGGGAUCUUGCUGGAUUAAGUACCAUCUCAGUUUUGUGCCACUGGUUCUGCUGUUAGCACAGUAAAAAUUAUUUGUAUCAAAGGGGUGAAUGCUUUAUUAAGAUAAUAAAAGGGAACACUACUUCUGCUUUUAGGAAAUUAUUGCAAGCACAAGCAUUUGAGAUUUUAAGCAAGUUAUAGUAAAAGAGAAGCUUAAGUGAACCAUUACCAUCUUCAUAUUUUAUAAAGUUUAUCCAACACCACUUAAACCAUAGUUAGCCUAAAGGCCUCAUGCCCUAGUUCAGAUAAAGGAGGAAAAUGUACCUGCCUCACUAUUGUUGACAGUUGGGGGGUUGGAGGGGGUAGGAUCUUUUAUCUUUUUUGUUGUUCUUAAGGACUUAAAUUUGCCUGCAGCUCUUGUCAAUAGGGGGAAUUCCCUUUUCAUACUGUAUGCUUUCCAAAUCUAUAGUCAAUAGAUUCCUUCCUGAAACUUAUAAUUGUCAUUGGAAUACUUAAAUGUCUCUACUAUACUGACAAGGUGUAUGGAAGUAUAUAAUAUUGGGGCAGAAACAAAAUCCUUACUAACUUGUAUGAAACUAUAUUGACCAUCAUGGUUGGCAAGUUACUCUACAGUUGUAUCAUUUCACUCAGCUUCAUUAGCUUAGAAAUCCUUGCUUAUUUUGCCUCAUUAGACAUGAAGAAUGGAAAAAGGCUGAAAGUUAGGUUAUAAAUGUUUGUUCUUAGGUUUCCUUCUUGUUCUUUCUUAUGCUAUUAGCUUUUUUAUCCUUGGGACUGCUUUCUUUUCAUUCCGCUAAGAUUAUCAUUCUUUCCUUAUCAUCUAAGGAUAGCCCUUAAAAAUUCAUCUCAUUCUGCUACCAAGGGCCAAUGUUUAGUUGUACAGGGGUUCCACUAUGCAGCAGCAUUCUUACCUUUGCCUGUCUAGGGUAUCCAGCCUCCCUUUCAUCUACCAGGAAAGAAGUUUUGUAAUUUUGGUAUUUCUAGAGUCACCAUUAUCAGUUAGCUUCGCAACUAAAAUUAAAAUGUUGCCAAAUAUUUAUCCCCUUUGCCUAAGGUUGGUCACCUAGUUCAGCUGCUUUUCAUUUUUAAUGUCUUACUCAUCAGAGUUCAUACCUCAAAAGAAUAAUCAGUAUUUUGCUUUUUUCCUGGAGAAUCCUCAUCUCUACCAGUCAUAUCUAGACUAUCCAAUUUUUUUUCUGUUGUCUUCACUUAAUAUACAAGCAGAUUGUAUACCAAGAACCUCUCUAGCAAUUUCUGCUAAGACUUUUAAGUAGACUGUUUACUUUUUCAAUUAAAUUAUUCCAUUUAUUGAUAUGAUUGAAUCCAAAAGGAACUGAAUCCUUUCUCUAGCUCUGGCUAUACUGUCAAUAAAAAGAUGAAGCAAUAGUUGAUUAUUUUAGUUUGACUGCUGGCCACAGAUAGUAAUCAGUGAUCAAAGCUAUUCUUCCUACCACCAUUAUCAUUACUCACUAUGAAAAUUUAGUAGUAGUGGACUAUUUUUCAAGCACAGAAUUCCAGGUAAUCCUAAAAUAACCCAUUGUUUAAAAAUCCUAUAUAAGGAAACUACCAUCUUAUUCAAAGGAAAUUCAUGUGAUCCCUUAAGUGGCGCUCUACAUAAGAACCCUUAGAGUCAUCUGAUUUGAGAAAACUAUAAUGUAGCAGAAAGGCAGUGCCAUUGAUCAUAUGGUGAGUAGCAAAAAUGAGACCAUAGAUUUCUUUUUUCAGAUAUUGCUGAGUUAAUUCAGUAGCGUUGGACAUUUUCCUGUAACUCAGCAGACUGGAAUCUGACUCCCUAGUCAGCAUCUUUCCUAAGUUACAACAGUAACAAAUGUAAUCAGCAACACUAUCACCGUUUCAGAUCUAGAAAACCAGGCAAAAAUAGUGAUAACCCAGCUCUACUCCAAGAACCUUCUACUCUUCUAGUUAGUGCUUCCUCAUGCAAGAACUGGGCUACGCACCCCCCCAAAGCUAGCUCUGCCUCAUUACCCUGUUGUUCUAUAUUGGGAUUUGGAAUAUGAAAAAUAGACCUAUGGUAUUCCUGCACAUGUAACAGUUUCAUCCUCUUAGAGGAUACACAAACAGCUAGAAUCUUCUAAGAUUUAGACUUCUUCAACUGGGGAAUGAGUCACAUCACCUGCUAAUUUACUCCUCCUGUUUGUCACUUCUGCUCUUUCUAGUAUAUAAGCCCCAAAGUUGUAGUUUAUUACACAAAUCCUUGUUAAGUAAAUACACUAUAGCUGUUUCUCACUUCGUCCAGACUGAUUAAAUAAAAAUUUUUAGUUUCCAGAUCUUGAGGAUUAGUUGCAUUGCUAUUCCAAAAUUAAGAAAAAACCUGCUCUAAUAACAUAUCCAUUUAAAGCAUUAUUUAUACAAAUGCACUUUAUUGUUUUAAACAGAACAAAUGAAGAGGCAGAAAAUAUUUGCAUAUAACAAAUACUAGAUAAUAAAUGUAGACUUUUAGUGGUGAUGUCUCUAA